AAGCUGAAAUGGCUUUCAUUAUAUUUGAUGAUCUACUCGAAACAGUAGAAGACAUGACAUGCGACCUCGAAUCCCCAAACUGUAUUGUGCUCUCCGACAUGACUGAACGGCGGUCUGAUCAUUCCCGAUGGCGCAGGGAAGAACUAUUAGUGACCUUAAAAAAGCUAUCAAAGCAAACUUUCGCUGAUAUUGACGUUAAAGACAUCAAGUUAUGGAAGGUCGAAAUUCCUGACGAACGCGAUUCCGAGUUGGCCAACCCCGUAUUAAAUGUCGAACUUCUGGCAACUCGAGACGUAGGAGAGUACUGGACCAAGAAAUCACCUCCAUCUAAAAGGCAUAUCCACGUCAUAGUCGAGCCACCGGAGUUCGCGAAAGGAAAAAAGGUUAACUGCACCGUUUCCUAUGGUCGCAACAACAUGGCAAAGUUUCAGUGGCCUACAAACCGGGUUAAAACCACACUAGCCGAGCUUAAAUCUCGUCUUCGCACCUGUUUCACUUUUCCUGACGGCACUGAGGACGAGAACAUAACCAUAAGCUGUGAGAUGGACGAUUCUUUCAAGGGUGAUUUAGCAUUCGUUGUCGAUACGUCGCAACAACCAUUCAGUUCAUGGACUUUUGGAAAGAUGUCUUCUCAUUAUCAGCUGACAGCUUCGUCGAUUUACCCAAAUUCGAUGCAGGCCGUGCCGAUACGUCAGAGCGAAUUCAUUUCAUCGGUCAUCUAUGGUGUUGCGUCGGUAUUCAACGGUGAAGUCAAGGUUUGUCCGCAAUACAAAAUAUCAGGAAGCCAUGGGAAGGGCCCAGUCGAUUGGGCAAUCAAAGUGCGCGACGCGAUCAUUGCAAUUACGGAGCCGAAGCGGGAAGAUAUCAAUCAAGGUGUGGGCCAGUGUACGAUCCAACUCCAAGCAUCCUUGCAACGCAAUAAAAAGCGUUCCUACGACACGGCCCUGCGAGAAAUUGAGAUGUUUGGAAUAAUCACCACUGCAAGUGAUUGGGUAAUUAUCAAAGUGGGUUCGAGUGGGGUCAACGAUGAUAGUCGAGUCGAGGUGUUGUUAAGUUCGCGCUCCCCUCUUUCAUGA
This is a messenger RNA of Paraglomus occultum, 1076 nucleotides long. Lineage: Eukaryota; Fungi; Glomeromycota; Glomeromycetes; Paraglomerales; Paraglomeraceae. The record is from the annotation of a GenBank genome assembly.